This is a messenger RNA of Bubalus bubalis (water buffalo), 624 nucleotides long. RefSeq names its product DNA-directed RNA polymerase III subunit RPC9. Lineage: Eukaryota; Metazoa; Chordata; Mammalia; Artiodactyla; Bovidae. The transcript has a single exon. Gene Ontology annotation, biological process: transcription initiation at RNA polymerase III promoter. Gene Ontology annotation, cellular component: RNA polymerase III complex. Bases 39 to 485 code for a protein of 148 amino acids. The record is from RefSeq and is a predicted model, not a curated record. Gene Ontology annotation, molecular function: nucleotide binding.
CGUGUGCUGGUGACCCGAGGAGAAGAGGCGGAGGCAAUAUGGAAGUGAAGGAUGCCAAUGCUGCGCUGCUCAUUAACUAUGAGGUGUUCCAGUUACUAACUGAUUUGAAAGAGCAGCGUAAAGAAAGUGGAAAGAAUAAACACAGUUCUGGGCAACAGAACUUGAAUACUAUCACAUAUGAAACAUUAAAAUACAUAUCAAAAACACCAUGCAAGCACCAGAGUCCUGAGAUUGUGAGAGAAUUUCUGACAGCAAUGAAAAGCCACAAGUUGACCAAAGCUGAAAAGCUUCAGCUGCUGAAUCACAGGCCUGUGACUGCUGUUGAGAUCCAGCUGAUGGUGGAGGAGAGUGAGGAACGGCUGACAGAGGAGCAGAUCGAAGCUCUGCUCCACACCGUCACAAGCAUCCUCCCUGCGGGGCCAGAGGCCGAGCAGCAGCAGAAUGCCAGCGACGACGUGGCGAUGGACGAGGAGGACCCUGCGUAGAAGAGCACAGCUGGCCCGAGUGUCUCCUGAAGUUGAAGGCCCAGCAGCCAUUUCCCAGACAUUCAGAGGAUUGUUUAUUUGAUUUUACCAUCUAUCCCAACAGGCCUGAUUUCCCGGUUAGUUGGGUAAACCACAAAAA